Molecule: messenger RNA, 2320 nt
Organism: Paramisgurnus dabryanus
Lineage: Eukaryota; Metazoa; Chordata; Actinopteri; Cypriniformes; Cobitidae
Gene: tgm5l
Product: transglutaminase 5, like
Biological process (GO): peptide cross-linking
Cellular component (GO): mitochondrion
Molecular function (GO): protein-glutamine gamma-glutamyltransferase activity
Source: RefSeq, a predicted model, not a curated record
UGAAUGUGGUUGGGCCACUUCAUGCAAAAUGUUUUUUUUUAGAGGGAGGGGCGGGAGAAUAUCCUAUAUAAAGAUUCGUAAAGCAAAGGAUCAGCAUAUAACAGCAAAUAAACAAGACGGCAGUACCAAAUGGAUGAGUUCAAGUUUAAAAAUGCCGACCUACAGUCGAGUAGAAACCAGCCCCGCCACAGGACAAUCGGUUUGAGCUCCACCACUUUGGUCCUGAGGAGAGGACAGGCCUUUCAGAUUCUGAUUAACUUUGAUGGGAGAGCAUUCGAUCCACGCAGGGAUAAGCUGGUCUUCCAAGUUCUUCUAGGUCCGCUGUCUGUGGAAGUGCCCGUCGAAGUGCCCGUCUCUGUAUACGGACAGCCGUCCUCAUCUCAAUGGAGUGCCACUCUGGACCAGGCCGUGCCCAACCCGAACUCCCGUACAAUAUCAGUGUCGCUGUUCAGUCCCGUAUCUGCUUCUGUAGGGGUUUACUCGCUUAGUCUGAGAGUAGAGACCCGCAUGGGUGUAAGGAUCCAUUCACUCGGUCAAUUCACACUGCUGUGUAACCCCUGGAGUCGAGAUGAUUCUGUGUUCCUGAGCGCUGAGGAGCAGAGAGAUGAAUAUGUGAUGAGUGAUUUUGGAGUGCUGUUUAAAGGCACACCGGGUAACAUCGUCGCCAGACCGUGGUCCUUUGAUCAGUAUGAAAGGGGGAUUUUGGACAUUUGUAUAAAGAUGCUACAGUUAAGUCCUCAGUAUCUAGCAGACAAGAGGAGAGAUUUACUGAACCGUUCCAGUCCUGUUUACAUUGGCAGAGUGGUCUCAGCCAUGAUAAACUCUCCGGAUGAUCAGGGUGUACUGAUGGGAAAAUGGUCGGGUGAAUACGAAGAUGGCAUUAACCCUUCGUUAUGGUCCGGCAGUGCAGAUAUUCUCCAGAUGUGGUCCGCAUCACAAUUCCGCCCUGUGAAAUAUGGCCAGUGCUGGGUUUUUGCAGCUGUCAUGUGUACAGUAAUGAGGGCACUCGGCAUUCCAACUCGUGUGGUCACCAACUUUAACUCCGCUCACGACACAAAUGGAAACAUGGUUAUUGAGGAAUAUUACUCAGAGUUUGGGGAAAAGCUGCCUGUCGGCCGGGACAGCAUCUGGAACUUUCAUGUUUGGGUGGAGUCUUGGAUGCAGAGGCCUGAUUUGGGUGAAGGGUUUGAUGGUUGGCAGGUUCUUGACCCCACACCCCAAGAGAUGAGCGCAGGAAUGUAUAGAUGUGGACCUGCUUCUCUUAAAGCCAUUCGUGAGAAAGAGAUAGAUGCGCAGUACGACGUACCAUUUGUCUACGCUGAAGUGAACGCCGAUGUGCAAAUAAUACUUGUCCGAAAUGGCAACAUUUUAGGAACCAUGACUGAUACCAAAAGAGUUGGAGCCCUGGUUUGCACCAAACGUAUUGGAUCCACACAAAUGCAGAAUCUCACCUCAGACUAUAAAACUGAGACUGAGGACAGAGCAUUUAGUCGGUUUGCUGCUCGGCAGGGUGUUGCUGUGUCUCUCAGUCUUCUGAAGGCUCCUGUAGUUGGAGAAAGCAUCGUGUUCAACGUCAUCAUCACCAACAACGCACCCAAAGAAAAAGUGCUCAAGGUGCAUAUCAACGCUCAACACAAAGAAUACAACCGCAAUCCUACCGCUGCAACCUUCUGGGAGAUUCAUAAUGAUCUGAAGAUCGCUCCUAAUCUAACUCGGACAUUCAAACACGAGAUUUCUUACGGCAAGUAUGCAAGGGAUGAGUCCAGGGAAGAUGAUCUGGUUAACUUGGCUGUGGUUUUAGAGGACGUAGAGACUCAGGAGAGAGUGAUGGCAUCUGAAGAGUUCAACAUCAGCAGUCCUACUCUCAGUAUACAGAUCGCGAAUGAGUACUCGGUCAUCGUUAACAGGCCACAGGCUGCUAUAGUGUCCUUCAUGAAUCCUUUCAACGUAUCAGUGAGUGGAGAGCUCAGGGUCACCGGUGCAGGACUCUUGGAAGAGAAGAUUCGAAUGAGACUCACACUUCAGCCUGGAGAGGCCAUGAAGAAGCCGAUUCAGUUCAUUCCCAAGAUGCCAGGUGCCAGGAUGCUUCAGGCUAGUUUAGUGUUGACAAACCUGCCCAGCAUCUUCUAUGGAUUCAAGACCAUCUUUGUUAAACAGGCUUGAAGUGAAGAUUUACUGUCCAUAAACUUUUUGUAGUCAGAUAUGUAGUCUUUGUGUUUCUCAUGUUGAUGUUUGUAUAGGAUACUGUAUCUGUAGUUUUGUAAAGUGCACCUCAUCUGUAAGUAACCUGACUAAAAGCAUCUGCUUGUAUACUUUUUAA